Molecule: messenger RNA, 2872 nt
Organism: Cotesia glomerata
Lineage: Eukaryota; Metazoa; Arthropoda; Insecta; Hymenoptera; Braconidae
Product: DNA damage-regulated autophagy modulator protein 2
Exons: 2
Coding region: 268-2100 (610 amino acids)
Source: RefSeq, a predicted model, not a curated record
CCGGAGGACGGUGGUUGGGAAAUGCAUCUUCUGAGUACAAUCUCCGAGUGGCUUCUCGCUAUUGCGACUUGUAUAUUUCUUCUAAGUUUCACCCACGAAUUUCGCGAAAUAGAAAUGACUUAUCCUAAGGUAACUUACAAAGAAGACUACGCUAAAAAAAUGUAUGGCCUAUUCAAUGCAUCACCAGACUCAGUCAGUCCAACAACAAGUAUUUGAUCUCUCAUUCACAGUUCCCGUGGUUACGUGAAUCUCCUGUCUGAGUCUCCGAUGAAUACUCCGUACGUCGAAAUUCACAGCCAGGAUACUCCACUACGGGAUUCGGAAUCUUCGCGACUGCUCAACGUCCAAAUGACUUACGGCUUCCAAACGGAGGCCGAUUAUCGUCCGCAAGCUUACAAAACAUUCGAUUCCGGGAAUUCGCAAAUUAAUCCAGCGGUCAGCAGAUUGAGAACGGAAAGCCGACAUUACAAUUGCAAUGAUAGCCCUAAUCACAAUUAUUUAUUGUCAUCAAUAACAACAGAAUCACAUCAAACAACUUCGACUUCAGCAGUUUGCCAGACAAUUUACGGGACUUUGACUCCGGAAAAAAGUGAUAAAUUAAAUUAUAAUCACGGUACGACUGAUAAAUUUGAAAAAUCUUCCAUAAAUUAUGAAUUUGAGUUACCCCGUAGCGAUAGUUGUAGUAAAAUAAUAAAUUGUUUAACCGAGUCAAAUAAUCAAGAUUAUAAUCAAAUUUUCUCAUCGGAUCUGAAUAAUGACCAAGAUGAGGAUAAAAUGCUAUUAAGCCACAAUAAUAUUGAAAUUAGAAGCACAAGUAACAGCAAUAGCACCGAUAAUUCAAUAGCGGCUUCCAUAAAAAGUGACGAGGACAUCGAUACCGAAAUGAGUUGCUGUGAUAUAGAGCAGUGCCUAAUUCAGAUUGAAGAAAGCCUAUUGAAUAUCGAACAAAAUUUACUUCACGUUCAAAAUCUUGAGAUACCACAGCUCAAUAAUUUACUGAACAACCGAUUUAUUAUCAACAAUUACAAUCGUAAUAAUGAUUACGUAAAUAAAUACCAGAUAAAUCCUCUGAGUACUUACAAACGGCCUUCUAGUGAAAACUCAAAAUAUAAUUACAGCAAUUAUUUUGAUAAUAACAGUACCAGCUCGUUGGUUAGAAGUUGCUUGAGGCUUUCACACUCGGACAGCGAUAUCGACAUUGAGAAGAAUAUUUAUUUAAAUUCACCUCGGCAUGAUUGUCGUCUGGAUAACGAUGAUUUUAGCUACAAUAAAUAUUCCUCUUUGCUGAAGAAAUCUCAGACUUUGAUUGAGGAUAAUUUUAAAAAAAUUCAACUGCUCAGUGAAAUAAAAAGUGACUUUAUUAAUUUGAAUUGUAGUAAUAGUUUAGAUAGAUCUAUUAAGUUGAUAAAUAGUAAAAAUUUGUGCAAUUCAUUUGAUAAUAAUAGUUGUAAUAGUUAUAAUGAUAAUGAUAAUGACUAUGAAAAUGAAGACUAUGAUAUUAAGAGGGUUAAAGAAAUUUCGGGUAAGAAGAAACGUAUUAAUUCGUUGAGUAAUUAUUUUUGUAAGAGUAAUAGUAUUUCUACUUUUUCUUCGUUAAUAAAUAGUAGAAAAACUUCAUCGCAGGGUGCUAUUGAAAAAUAUACGCGUGAUAAUGGAUUCAAAGUUAGGAAGAAGAAACGCGAUAUUUGCAGGAGAAGUAUUAAUAAUACUUCCAGUGAUGGGUUGUUGAAUCAAAUAAAUGGUAAAAGUGAUUUAUUGAGGAAGAAAUUUAAAACUGUCACGACGACAAAGGAUAUUGUUAUGUCCUUCAAAAAAUUACAAGCUUGUAAUAGCAAGGGAAGAAAUUUAAUGAUCCAGGAUUUUGAUUGCGAGACCAAGAGUGAAGAUGAUAAAAAGAAGGUGAUUGACAAACCAUUGAAGAAUUCCAUGAAAAAUCAAUUGCAGGCGAAUGAUAAUAAUGCUCUUGUGCCGAGUAAAUUGUUGUCAUUGUCUUUUUCACUGUUGUUAGCGGCUUUACUUCAAGCAGUGCGUUGUCUUGCUGAUAUCGUUGAAGACACAUUUCGCUCGGUUACUUUUGAUAAGUAUGUUUUACGCGAAUAAUUUUAAUGUGAUUCUGAUUUUGAGCCAUUGAUUGUGGAGCUUAAAUUAAUUUGUUAAUUAAUUUUAAGGUUGAGUUUUUAUGAUAAAUUUUAAUUUAGAGAAACUGUGAUUUUGUGGGAGUUUUUGAUACUGCGAAUGGAAGAUAACUUUGAAAUUUUAAAACUUUAUUUUGUAAAUUAUAAAUAUUUUAUUUGAUUCUUUCUUAUAUUUUAUGAGCAAAAAUGGCAAUAGUUUUAACUAUUCAAAUAAACUAAAUAUUCAAACAAUAUUCGAAAAAAAAUAUCAAAAAUUUUUUAAAACAUGGUUACUUUUUUUUUAUUAUUUAAACUCACUAAUUAAAGUUAGCUAUUUCCAUUAAAUUUUUUAAAACUUAAAUAUAAAAAUGUAGAACUAUUUCAGUACUUUUUAAGAUUAAUUAGUGAAAAUUGUUUGUGUUUUAAUAUUUACCAAAAUUUGCAGAUAAAAAUGAUAUUUUUCACUAAAAACAUAUUGUAUUAAUAAAUUCAAUGGCUGUAGAAAAAUCUUUGUUCAGUUUUGUAAUAAAAUAAAGAUGUAUGUAGAUAUCAAUAACUUUGAAAAUAAGUCUGCAAGUGUGGAUAGAAUGAAAAAAAAAAAACACAUAUUUUUUGUUUUUAAAAUUUCAUAGAGCCUACACAAUUAUAAAAAUAAAAAAUUGAAUAAGUGCCGUGAAUUAUUCCAAAGGCCUGAUUGCAAAUAAAUUAUAUUUUACAAUCACUUUAUUUAUCUAUCAACCUAGUCUAAUAGUAAAUAA